This is a messenger RNA of Penicillium crustosum, 1206 nucleotides long. RefSeq lists its product as uncharacterized. The record is from RefSeq and is a predicted model, not a curated record. The transcript is spliced from 3 exons. Lineage: Eukaryota; Fungi; Ascomycota; Eurotiomycetes; Eurotiales; Aspergillaceae. The coding region runs from base 1 to 1206 and encodes 401 amino acids.
AUGUCAGCGGCACAAUGUACCAGACUAUUCACCAGAAAUAUCCCUCAAGUGAGGCGACAACGCCAACUACAAAGUCCUCGUGUCACGCUCGUUGGCACUCCAACCCCAAGUCACAAUCCUACCAUUGACUCCGAAGUUCUACCAUAUCGACUCUACGAACUCUCACUAAAGAAGAUCCGAAAAGAGGCACACGCAGCCGAACCCGAUCUACGCCAUGUCAUUGCCGGUAUCACAAUGCAAAAAGUGGUUUCCAGUGUGGUGCACGAUGAUCUUCUACACAGAGUCGACAUGAUCGAAACCGCAAAAUUACCUAGAAGAUUACCGAUCCUACCGGGCGCCGAUGAGCCGUGGGAGCAUGAAGAAAUCACCGCAAAUAAAACAUCGAAUCCGAAUGCGUGGGAUAUGGAAUCUCUUGAUCAAGCGCUUUGUGAGAUGGAACGCGCUACCAUGACCGAAGAAACAAGGUGGUGUCGCAUCUGUAGGAAAGAGAAGCCGAACGAUGCGUUUCGGGCACCUGAAGGUGCAGGGAAGGACUUUUACAAAAUGUGUGAGCCUUGCCGCACAAAGUACCGAGAUAGAUCGCGAGUUAAAAGGGCGCGCGCAAACAGGGGACGAGCUUGGCCUUAUUAUCUUUCCGAGCCAGCACCCCAAACUAGCUUCGACCUCCCCAACUCAGAGACGAGAGUUACCUCUGAAACCACCAGUGCCGCACAAACUACCCCCAUGCCUGAACAGCCGAACUGUAUGCACGCAAAUUCCGGCCCACGCAGUCGAGUCACAAUUGCACCGCCCGUUGUCGAAAGUUCUGCGCAAAGCACAACAACUACCACUGUCAUCACCAUCACAACCACCACCGUCUCUAAGAACGUGAUGGAAACCCCAAAUAAAACAGCGGAAGAUGCGAAGACUGCACCAGAUGGCAUCCAACAGGCCAAAGAUGAAGACCUAGAGUCACUUUCAAGUGGACCCGAAUCCGAGCAGCGAAGCGAAAUCGGCGCAGGUAUGAAUCAGCACCCUGAAUUCUUUGGCUGUCUGCAUUGUGAGAAAUUGCGCCCAUGGCCCAUGGCAGGACUUCACAUCUGUUUGUGGUGCAUUCGGGACUGGAAGUGGUGUGCGAAGGGGGCUCAUAAUCAAGCCAAGGCGAGCUUCAUCUGGGGUGGUGAGGAGCAUAAUGAAUGCUAUAUGUGUCAAUUUGCAGGCAUGUAA